AUGGAAAAUUUCGUUGAUCAAAAUCUCAAUCUUGUUUUAGGAGUAAAAGAAGGAUGCCACUUUGAUCGAGUGCAAAAGCCAACAGUAGUCCUGGCGACUUUGAAUGGCCAGUGCCUUGAAACAAAAAAAUUCCAGUCGGACUGUAAUCCGCAGUAUGCAACGGACUUGACAUGGGAAACUGACAAAAAUGCUCUGAGAAAAAUGAGAUGUAAUUCAACACCAAUCAAAGUUGAAUGCUAUGCAGUUCAUGACAAUGGUAGCAGGGAAAAACUUGGAUACAUCCUGCUCAGCGUACGAUGUGCCCAGAUCAUACAUCAAGGUGAAGAUUCCAAAAUUAAAAUGAAUUGGCAUACCAUUCUGGGGGUGCGUAAUGAAUUUAGCAACUGCAAGCCAAAGUUGAUGCUUUAUUUGAUCAUUCGAGAAAGGGACGCUAAACCAGCUGAAACAGCACAAAAGCUCCAAGAUGCCGUGUCAAUUAAUUCAAAUAUUAUACCAAAAUGGUUACAAGAUGAGCACCUAAUACAACUUGGUGCUUUAGAUACGUGUCACGAUGUAUUUUUACUUCACAUCACUGCAGAAACUUUGACAAAUUUGGGUCAAAUAAAGCAAGAAUCCAGAGAAAGCAACAACAAUGAUUUGACAUUGAUUUACAAUAUUUUUGAAAUGUUUUUCAAGCUAAAAUCCUUCAAGCUUGAAUCGGACAGUAUUUAUUUGAAUCAAAAAAUUGUCAUAAAAAUAAGAAGUUCCAUCAGUGUACUUGCAAAUUAUUUAAAUUCCAAGUCGCAUUUUUUUGUGAAACUGAAAUACAACAACGUGGCAGUUGCUCAAUCGGAAAUUAGUUUGCAAUCCUUGCUGGAUCCAAAUUACUUGCAAAACAUGAAACAAAUCAAUAAAUAUCCUGCAUCCGCUAUUGAAUAUCGCUGUGUUCUGAAAAACAUUCAUUCUAAAGAGAGUAAAGGAGAUUAUAAAAAAGAUGAAAACGAAGAAUCUCCCAGUCUUAAUCUCAAUAUUAAAUUAUUACUCAUGGAAUCGAAAGAAAGUGCGAAUGAUAAAAAUAUUUUAUUACCAAAUUCUUCGCAAACACAAUUCACAGUAAAUGACCAUCAUCUUCACAACUCACAAGAGCAAACCAAAAAUCCAAGUGUGAGUGUAACAUCGAAUAGACUUCCCUACAUUUCAUCAUCGGACAAUGUUAUUGGCCACAAUCAACAAAAUGUUCAUGGCAAAAAACACAGCGUCGAAGUUACAAAUAUUUACAGGAAUUUUUGCUUGAAUUUAAUAGUAAAAAGUAUCACAUUUAAUUACUCCAAGCCUGAUAUAAAAAAAAUCGAGUUCAGAUUCUACACUACAAGAGGGGAUGUUAUUGCAAAAGCUUCUGUCGAAGCACCAAUUGAAGCAGAAAAAACGAUAGAACUUCAAGACGUCAAGUGCAAUCUACAUUUUGUUUCAACUUCUGAUAAAAUUGAAGAAGUAUUGUCGACUUUUGCACCAAAAAUUAAUAUUUGUGAUUGUACUUCCGAUGAAAGAAAAUGUUUGGCUCAAAUAGCUUUUGAUGCUAAAAAGUUAUUUGAUCAGCAAAAGCCAGAAUGCCAAUACACCAAAGUACUGCGUGACUGCAAUUUGCAAAACGAAAUUGGUUUCAUGGAAAUAUUUGCUUGUCUAGAAGAUUGCACGAUAUCUGUGUUAAAGAAAACACACGAGGAAACUUCUGGAACAAUGUUUAACAAUGAUUUGGCUUACAAAAUCAUAGACGAACUUGAAACGUGGAAAGAAAGGCAAAAAGAAUUAUUCCGAGAUGAGUUACGAAAAAAAGAAGAAGCUCACUUGACAUUGCUAAACGAAGAAUGGCAGAGGCGACGACAGUGCUUGGAAUCCAAGGUGGCUUUAAAUAUUCAACAGUGCAAAGUGCUGGCUGAUAAUCUUAGCAAAACGAUCGAAGAUUUGAGAAAAAGAAAGAUACAAAGCUUCGAAAGGGAAACCAAGUUGAUUCAAACAAACGAAGAAUUGCAAUGGAAGCACGAACGCAAAUUACGACAGCUUCAAGACGCGCUUGAUAAAAUGCAAGCCGAAUUCGACAUAAAACUAAGGACUCUUGAGGAACAAAAUCGCAGUCUCAUUCGACAAAUUGAACUGUUAAAUACCAAAAACUAUGAAUUGGAGAAGGUCAAAACGGAGCAAAGCGAAAAACUGAGCACAUUUAAGAAAGCCUCGUUGUCCGAGGAUCAGACCACAUCGAUACUACAGCAGCUCAAAAAUCUCGAAGAGAAAUUGGACGGUGCUCAGAAAAGCAAAAAGUUUUUCAAAGAGCAGUGGGACAACGCUGUCAUGGAAAUACACAAAUUGAAAACGCAAAACCAAAGAGCUCUCGUGUCUCAGAUCCAAAGUAGCAAAGAAGAACUGCACAAUUUCGAUCUGGAAGAAAUCCUGCACGCAGACUCGGCAGCUCUGACGUACGAUCAAAUCGCCUUGAACGCGAUACAACGAGAACUCGACGUGAUAAAACCAAGACCAUCGAAUCGCCGCUACGCGAGAUCUCGAUCCCAAGAGAAAUUGCUAGCUCCGCAUCACUUGAGUUUGGACUACAAUCUUGUGAAAUCGGAUUUGUCGUCGGAUUGCAACGCGAGUGAAAAAUAACUGCGGAUGCUGAUAGAGAAACGCGACGCUUUUUUGAAAACGGGUGACUACACGAGCACGGAUGACAACAUAAUUAAACUGAAUUCCGAGAUAAGAUCUUUACUGAUGAACAGUUGAUUCCCAUUUUGACGGGAACCUA
Molecule: messenger RNA, 2773 nt
Organism: Copidosoma floridanum
Lineage: Eukaryota; Metazoa; Arthropoda; Insecta; Hymenoptera; Encyrtidae
Gene: rha
Product: protein rha
Biological process (GO): interkinetic nuclear migration; positive regulation of centriole elongation
Cellular component (GO): centrosome
Source: RefSeq, a predicted model, not a curated record